This is a messenger RNA of Rhagoletis zephyria (snowberry fruit fly), 1780 nucleotides long. The record is from RefSeq and is a predicted model, not a curated record. Lineage: Eukaryota; Metazoa; Arthropoda; Insecta; Diptera; Tephritidae.
AUGAAGGGCCUGCUCGAUUUCCUCAACCAGGCUGAAGAGCGCCUGACCCGGCUGGGACCGAUAGCAGCGGACAUUGAGGCGGUGAAGCGGCAGAUGGGCGAGCUGAAGGCGCUAAAAGCCUUUGUCGACCCGCACAUGGUCGAGGUGGAGGCGCUCAAUCGAAUGGCCCAUGAGCUGCUGGACCGGGUGCCGCCUGGUCAGGCGAGGGGCAUUCGCGACGCCGUCGCCGACAUCAACCGCCGCUGGAAGGACCUGCUGAAGGCGAUCGGCGACCGCCAGAGCGCCCUUGAGAACGCCCUCCUCAAGCUGGGGCAGUUCCAGCAGGCGCUCAAUGAGCUGCUGGCGUGGAUCGCCAAGCUGGGGCAGUUCCAGCAGGCGCUCAAUGAGCUGCUGGCGUGGAUCGCCAAGGUCGAGCGUGCGCUCGAUGAUGCGGAGCCCGUCUACGGCGACCCGCAGGUCAUCGAGGUGGAGCUGGCGAAGCACAAGGUGCUGAUGAACGACAUUCACGCCCACCAGGCGUCAGUCGAUUCGCUGAACGCCGUCGGCAAGCAGCUGAUUGAGGCGGAGGCGGGCGGCUCGGAGAGCGCUCGCAACACCCGUCGCCGACUGGACGACCUCAACAAACGCUGGGCCACCCUCCUGGACAAGGCCAACGGGCGAAAUCAGCAGCUGGAGGAGUGCCUGCGCGAAUCGCAGUGUCUGGCGCAGGAGAUCCAGGACAUGCUCGGCUGGCUGAAUGAGAUUGACGGGCUGAUCAGUACCUCAAAACCGGUGGGUGGGCUGCCGGAGACCGCCAGAGAGCAGCUGAAUCGCUUCAUGGAGGUGUACAACGAGCUGGACAUGGCCCGCCACAAGGUGGAGGCCCUGCUGCAGAACGGCGAGCACUACGUCGGCAAGGCCAAGGAAGGGGCGGCCGUCCAUCUUUCGCACAACCUCAAGGUCCUCAAGACCAAGUGGGAGAACAUUCUCAGCCGAGCCAAUGACCGCAAGAUCAAGCUGGAGAUUGCCCUCAAGGAGGCGACGGAGUUCCACGAGGCGCUCCAGGCCUUUGUUGAUUGGCUGACGGGCGCAGAGAAGUACCUCAGCAACCUGCAACCAGUUAGCCGAGUGCUGGACAGCGUCCUCAAGCAGAUUGAGGAGCACAAACACUUCCAGAAGGACAUUGGCCACCACCGCGAGACGAUGCUCAAUCUGGACAAGAAGGGCACUCACCUGAAGUACUUCAGUCAGAAGCAGGACGUGACGCUGAUUAAGAACCUUCUGGCCAGUGUGCAACAUCGCUGGGAGCGGGUGCUGACAAAGGCUGCGGAGCGGGCGCGCGCCCUCGACCACGGCUUCAAGGAGGCGAAGGAGUUCUACGACGCCUGGUCCGACCUGAUCGGCUGGCUGGACGAUGCCGAACGGACGCUGGACAGCAUCCAACAGCUGGGCAACAACCCCGAUCUGAUCAAGCAGACGCUAUAUCGACACAAGGAGUUCCAGCGGCAGCUGGGCGCAAAGCAGUCCGCCUACGACUCGACGAUGCGCUUCGGCAAGGGCCUCAAGGAGAAGUGCCCCCGCGAGGAUGUUCCGAUCCUCCAGGAGAUGCUUGACGAGCUGAAGAACAAGUGGAAUGCCGUCUGCCAGAAGUCGGUGGACAAGCAGCGCAAGCUGGAGGAGGCGCUGCUCUUCUCCGGGCAGUUCAAGGACGCCAUCCAGGCGUUGAUUGAGUGGCUGGAGAAAGCCCGGCAGCUGCUUGCCUUUGACCAGCCCGUACACGGCGACCUGGACACGGUGAACG